AUGGACAGUGGCUUAGAGUAUCUAGAGGCUGGAUUCGAUCCGAAUUCAGUGAAAAUGGCAGCUUUAAGGAGGAUAUUGGUUGAAAACAAUGUGGAAUUUCCAUCUAAUGCCAGGAAGAACGCCCUGGUGGAGCUGUUUGACGAGAAGAUUAGACCACAGGUCCCACAGUUACGGAAGAUGUAUUUGAACAUUCAACCCAGUGACGAAGGUAUCGUGAAGAUGGACCAUCCUUCCUCUUCCUCCUCUACUUCUUCUCGCGGUAGCAGACGGACCCGUAGGGAGAAGUCUGCUUCUCCCUUAGCUAAACAGUUCAAAAAAAAUAGAAUAUUGGAUGAUGUCAGUAAUGAUGAAGAUGACGAUGAAGAAGAGAAAAAUAAUCCCUUAAUUAUAUAUAGUGGAUCGGAUAAUGAGAAGGAGGAAGCGUCUUUGUCUGACUCCAGCAAGUCCGAAACCAACGACUUCCAGAAGAAUUUCAACACUAAUAGUCGGAAAAGGAAAGGCCUCGAUUCCGAUACCGGCUCCGAGGUAACUUCAAAGGAUAGUAGAAAUCAUGACGAGAAGAGUGAGCCCUUCAAUAUCUCAUCAUCCGACUCAGAGAUAGGACACGUUCUUCAAAAAGUGAAAAAGCGGAAGACAAAUCUUUUGAAUCUUCAAGAGCAUGGAAACGGCUCCGCCAUUUUAGGAAAGCUUUCUGUCAAGACUCCCAUGCAGAACACAAAUAGUAAACCAGUAAGUUUGGACAACUUUGACGAUUCGAUGACUUCUAGUGGCACAGAAAAUGAUCCAUUUGUAGCAAGCAUACAGCCUAACGGAAAUGAGGUUGAAGCCGAUAAAGGAAUGGGACAGGGUAGCCCGCUAAGUAAACUAAAAGUCUCUGCUUCAUUUGCUAAUAGAUUACCGCAAAAGGAGGAACCAACAACAAGGCUGGCUCCGGAAUUGGAGCAACCAAGCCCGUUGCAGGAUGAAAAAGCGCCUUCUCUGUUUUCAUCUGAGGAAUCAAGCUCAGAGGCCGAACAACCAUUGAUUCCAAAGAUAAGCACGCCGGACCCUGAUGAGACAAUGGAAAAUACCGGCCAAAACGUUGUGGAGAUGAUAGGAACUGACGAUAGUGAAUCGGUAUCGGAUGAAGAUGAAAUCCUAGUACCUACAAGGAUCGAGACUCCUCAAUUGCCCACAACGAAAGACGUUGAAAAGAGUGAAGCAAGAGUGCAAGAGCUCCAGGAGGAAAUUAAUGAACAACUGGAGAGUGAGAGCGAAGAAGACGCUGAUACAAAGCAGGAGAAGGAGGGUGCAACGAUCCAGAGGAGCGCGCCAAAAAAGCACAAAUGCAAGAGUUUUUUUAAGUUUUUAGGUAAAUCUCUGCUAGCAUCCAUUCUAUUCGGAAUAUUCAUACUCAUCCCUCUCUUUUUCGGUCUUUGGUAUAGAGAGCAGAGAUUGUUAGUGGGAUAUUGCGGCCACGAAGUGCCAACACAUCGAGUGAAUGAGGAGUCUCCUGAGUUCAUUCAAAAAUUGAAUAUCUGGUUACAGGAUUACAAACCCAAAUGUAUUCCUUGUCCACCAAAUGGCAUUUGUUAUCCUUAUCUGAAACUGAAGUGCAAACCAGACUAUAAGUUGGUACCUUCCAAACUUGACUUUCUGGAAAUUAUACCAGCCCAAGGUCAAUGUGUCAAAGAUGACAAAAAACAACAGCUAGUUUCCGAAGUGGUGGAAAAAUCGUUGGAGUUUCUAAGGGCCAAAAACGCACAAAUUUCCUGUGGUGAGGGGAAGGACGACAUCGAGAGUGGUAUGACAGAGGAUGACUUGUAUCAAAUAUUCAAUGAAGCGAGAGCUCCCUGGAUUCGAGAUGAUGAGUUUGAGGACCUAUGGGUUCAAGUUAUCAAAGAUUUAACUGAAGAACCAGAAAUAAUAUGGAGGCAAUUAUCACCCAACGACAACAUCACUGGUGGAAGUUCCGACAACCUCAUUGAAAGCAAUGACGUUCAGAGAAAGAAGAGAUAUAUUUCAGAAAAAUCCGUCCCCCACAAGACGAGGAAUUUUCGGUCGACAUCCAAGAAAUACAUUGGAAUGAAAUGUCAAUUUGAGAGGGAAAUUUACCAAACGUACAAAAGGUUCCAAAGGCCAAUUUGGCUGGUGCUUUUACUAAUUACCAUUAGCAAAGUAAUUGAGACCAAAUUAAAGAGGUAUUAUAGGAAAAAAGCCAAAAUCGAAGAGCUCGUUACUCAAACCAUGGAGAAAUUGAAGUUUCAAAAAAUCAAAUCCAUGUCAGAUCCGGAGAAAAAUGCUUAUUUGAGCAUAGUCCAGUUACGCGAUAUCUUUCUUUCGGAUGUUGUGGACCUGAAGUAUAAGAAUCACUUAUGGUCACAAGUGGUAAGGUAUUUAGAGCAUAAUAAUAGUAAUAUAAAAUCCAAUUUGGUUGAAAUUCGUGGUGAAAUAAUGAAAUGCUGGGAAUGGAUAGGCCCAUUGGAACUAAAUGAAUCUGAUGAUCCAGUUACAAACAAAGUUGAAACGAAAUCUUGA
Molecule: messenger RNA, 2517 nt
Organism: Saccharomyces kudriavzevii IFO 1802
Lineage: Eukaryota; Fungi; Ascomycota; Saccharomycetes; Saccharomycetales; Saccharomycetaceae
Gene: SRC1
Product: Src1p
Exons: 2
Coding region: 1-2517 (838 amino acids)
Cellular component (GO): nuclear inner membrane
Molecular function (GO): chromatin binding
Source: RefSeq, a predicted model, not a curated record